CUUAUGUCACGAAAGAAGCAGGAAGCUCCUACUUGCCCCAUGAUCAUGGCAAAAUGCGCGAGAGCAAUGCAGUUAAAUAAACAUUACCCUAACAAAACCAACUGCAGAUUGAACAUCAACUGAAAGUAGAUGUCUUGUGUUGCAAAUUUCCAUCGCCGGGGGAAAAAUGGAAAUAAACAUCGCUGCAGUCUCAUUUCUGAUGACACUGGCUAACUGUUUUCUGUUAUGUUUGAACUGUUCAGACGUCUGUGGAAUAGAUGGAUGGCGACUUCACUCAAUAAAUGCCAGCAAAUCUCGUCAUAGUGCAAGGAGACACAACAUUCCUACACUUUCAUGCAAAAAGCUGAUGGAGGCUUUCCCCCUCGAUGAAGUCGAUGGCAACUACGUCCGUACUGUGAAAAGAUGUGUCUUUUCAGAGUCGCCCCCUACUCCCCUGAAAAGUCCUCUGAAGUUAGCAGCAGUCUCAAAGGAGGUGCUAGAAAGUAUUUUAGAUCUUGAUGUGCCAAUUUCGCUCUUUGAGGACUUUGUCCUGUACUUCAGUGGGGGCAAACUCUUCCCCGGCUCAGUCCCCCUCUCCCACAGAUAUGGAGGACACCAGUUUGGUUACUGGGCAGGUCAGCUGGGGGAUGGAAGAGCGCAUUUACUGGGUGAAUACACAAACAGAAAGGGUGACGUAUGGGAACUUCAACUGAAAGGGUCAGGAAAGACGCCCUAUUCACGGUCUGGAGACGGGCGGGCAGUGGUGCGCUCCUCCGUUAGAGAGUUCCUGUGCAGUGAGGCCAUGCAUCACCUGGGGGUGCCCACCUCCAGAGCGGCCAGCCUAAUAGUGAGUGAGGAGCCUGUAUGGAGGGACCCGUUCUAUAAUGGCAGCGUACAGAAGGAGAGAGGAGCAGUGGUUCUGCGUUUAGCCAGGUCUUGGUUCCGUAUAGGUUCCCUUGAGAUCCUGACCCGGUCUGGAGAACUGGAUCUCCUGAGAAAAGUAUUGGACUUUGUUAUUGAGGAACAUUUUACAUCUAUUAAAACUAAUGACCCAGACAAAUAUGUGACUUGGUUCUCUACAGUCGUAAAUGAAACUGCUCAUCUGAUAGCUCAGUGGAUGUCUGUUGGAUUUGCACACGGUGUGGGAAAUACAGACAAUUUCAGUCUCCUGUCUAUCACCAUAGAUUAUGGACCAUUUGGAUUUAUGGAGGCAUAUAACCCAAGUUUUGUACCCAACACAUCGGAUGAUGAGGGGCGGUACAGCAUUGGAGCUCAGGCAAAUGUGGGCCUUUUCAAUCUGGAGAAACUUCUGGAAGCUCUGUAUCCUGUACUCAAUUCCGACCAGCAGUCAUGGGCAAAACACAUAUUAAAAGGCUACCCCCAAAUAUACCAGAGACGAUUUCAGGAGUUGUUCAAAGCAAAGCUUGGUCUAGAAGGAGAGGAGGAGGAUGAUGAUGAUGGAUAUCUAAUAGCCUUCCUUCUAAAGAUGAUGGAGGAUGCUAGUGCAGACUUCACCAUGACCUUCAGACAGCUAAGUGAAGUUUCAGCCCUGCAGCUCCACAGCAGGAGCAUAUCAAAGACAAUGUGGGCUUUGCAAGAGCUGUCUAUGCAUGAGUACUUCCCUGAGUGGGUGAACAUGUACCUGCCAAGGCUCCAAAGGGCACAGCGAUCAGACGAGGCUCGCCAGCACAGGAUGAGAGGGGUCAAUCCUAGGUAUGUCUUGAGGAAUUGGAUGGCAGAGUCUGCGAUUCAGAAAGCAGAGAAUGACGAUUUCUCUGAGGUGAGGUUGCUGCAGGAAGUCCUGGCCAGGCCCUACACCGAGCAGCACCGGGCUGAGGAGCGAGACUACGCCAGCCCCCCUCCUCACUGGGCACGGGGGCUGAAGGUCAGCUGCUCCUCCUGACGGAGGUCACGAGGUCAAAGGUUAAAAAGGAGGACCUCUUCUCAGGAUGCACUUUUAUUGCUGUCUCAGGGAUAUCACUCAGUACUACUUACUAGGCAAAGGUGCUGGGAAGGGAAGUCAAAUGGACAGAUGCAAAUUUUUUGGGAGGACAUUUUCUGUGACAUUGGGGGGGAGCAGUGCUUUGACAUGACCAUGAGUGCUGUGACAUGACCUAUUGUGUUUGGCCGACACAUAAUGUAGACAUUUUUUGCCAACACUGGUCAGUUUUUGCAUAACUUAACCAUUUCAAGAAGGCUGGUAAAUCAUAGUGAUAAACUGUGUUUUAGCCUAAUGCUUAUUUUACCCUUUAUUUUCGGAAAGGAGGAUAUACCCUUUAUUAGGGCACCAGAAUAAAACAUUUAAGUUCAUAAACAA
Molecule: messenger RNA, 2296 nt
Organism: Clupea harengus (Atlantic herring)
Lineage: Eukaryota; Metazoa; Chordata; Actinopteri; Clupeiformes; Clupeidae
Source: RefSeq, a predicted model, not a curated record